AAAAGUAAGCUAUUGUCAAAAUCCAAGUUUAGGAGAGUACAUCUACUCUGCCAAAAGAUGGAUUUGCAUGGACGUGUUCCAUCUGCAUUUGAAAGACGGCCUGUCCAGGCUCCGGGGUUGAUGCGUGAUGGCCCUUUUCGUGGGCCAGGUCCUGCUGGUCACCACCCUUUAGAGCCACUACCCCGACCGGAGCUCCUGGAAAAUAAGAUUUCAGCUCAAGCAGCUGAAAUGGAAAGGCUUGCAAGAGAAAACCAUAGACUGGCAGCAAGCAAUACGAACUUGAGAGAGGAGCUCCUUGCCACCCAGCAGGGAUUGCAGAGAGUGCAGGUUCAUAUUGGUAGUUUCCAAACUGAAAGUGAUAUCCAGGUCAAGGGAUUGUUGGAAAAGAUUGGAAAACUAGAGGCUGAUAUCCGUGCUGGUGAGAUGGUAAAGAAGGAAUUGCAACAAGCACACUUGGAGUUGCAGAGCCUAAUUGCUGCAAGACAAGAACUAGUCAUCAAAAUCCAGCGUACCACUGAAGAACUCCAGAAAGCCUCCACAGAAAUCAAAAAGUUGCCUGAGAUGCAUGCUGAGCUGGAUGGGUUAAGACAGGAACAUCAGAAAUUACGUGCUGCUUUUGAGUAUGAAAAAGGUGCAAACAUGGAGCAAGUUGAGCAGAUGCGGGCAAUGGACAAGAACCUGAUAUCAAUGGCUCGGGAAGUUGAAAAGCUACGAGCUGAGGUGCUAAAUGCUGAGAAAAGAGCACAUGCACCGAACUCGUAUGGAGUAAUAUAUGGUAAUCCACAUCCUGUCAAUCCAUCUGCAGGACAGGGUAGUGGAUACCCAGAACAUGAUUAUAGACAAGGUGGUGUCUAUGCAGACACUGUUUACAGCCAUGGUGGUGGCUAUCCAAAUGCUGGCAUUGGACCUGGCGGUCCUGGCAGCUAUUCUGAAGCAUAUGGAAGAACUCAGGCUCCAAUCACUGGUGGGGCAGCAGGAGAGCUAUAUAAUGCAUAUGGUGGUGUGAGUGGUGCUGGGAAUUCAGAUGGUUAUGGGAGCAUGCAGAUCCCAAUGAUUGGUGGGACAGUAGCGAGAAUGGGAACGGAUUCCUCUGGUCGUGUUAACACAGUUGGUUAUGAUGCUGCAAGAGGAGGUGCGACAUCUACUCAAAGGUAAAGCUUGAGCAUCUGCUCUGUGGAGAAUACCAGGAGAUGAUGGCUCGUGGUCCUUCUGAAGGGGGGAAUCUGAAUCCUAAGCUACAGGACCCCUUUCUUUCUAUCAGUUUCUUUCAAGAAAGGAAGUAGGACUAGGAUGGGGGAUGGCGAUAUGUGAUAUAGUGAAUAUGUAUUCUUGUAUUUUUGUAUGGUAGCCAUCCAUGCCUCAUAAAUUUGGAGAUUUGAGAAAGUCAAUCCUCAAGCAGGGCCAAGAUACAAAACGUUACAUGAGACCAGUUGCUCGAGAUGGACAUUGUAUUAUUGGCCAAGGAUGAUGGAUGAUAUCAAAGUAUAUGGUUGGACACCCUUGUAUGCCAGCAGGACAAAGUCGAGCAAGCAAAGCUCUAUUGUGGCUAGUACUUGAUGCAUAAAUGGAGCAAGCCUUGCAUCAUCCAAAUCUUUGUUGCUUUUGUUAUCUUUUUGUUAUAUUGAGUUCUUCAAGUAGGGGAGGUUGUGACUUGAAUUCUGGAAUGUGGGAGGUCCAUAGAGUGGCAGUACAUAGAUGAGUGCUUGUGCCUUUAUCUUGUAAAUGAAUACACAAAACACCUGCAU
This is a messenger RNA of Elaeis guineensis (African oil palm), 1745 nucleotides long. The record is from RefSeq and is a predicted model, not a curated record. NCBI's taxonomy places the organism in Eukaryota, Viridiplantae, Streptophyta, Magnoliopsida, Arecales, Arecaceae.